This is a messenger RNA of Hydractinia symbiolongicarpus, 348 nucleotides long. RefSeq lists its product as uncharacterized. The coding region runs from base 1 to 348 and encodes 115 amino acids. Gene Ontology annotation, molecular function: nucleic acid binding. NCBI's taxonomy places the organism in Eukaryota, Metazoa, Cnidaria, Hydrozoa, Anthoathecata, Hydractiniidae. Gene Ontology annotation, biological process: DNA integration. The transcript has a single exon. The record is from RefSeq and is a predicted model, not a curated record.
AUGACUACUAGAGUCAUAGAUCAAAUAUCAAGAUAUCCAGAAGUAGAAAUUACGAAUAGUACUGCUGCACAACAGAUUAUUGAACUGCUAACUAAAAUAUUUUUAACGCAUGGAAUACCUUUUAAAGUUAUAACCGAUAAAAGCCCACCAUUUCCCAAUCACAAAUUCAAAGACUUCAUGACCGUAAAUGGCAUAAAACAUCAUAGAAUUACGCCUCUGCACCCAAAAAAGAAUGCAGUUGUCGAAAACUUUAUGCGCAACUUAAAUAAAAGACUGCGAACAGCACAAAUAGAACAAACUAUGUAUGAUCCCCAACAACAAUCAAAACCAACAAAAAACGUACCCUAG